UGGAAGGUCUGAGAGGACGCGCGCCGGCGCCGGCGAUGGGCCCCGCUGCGCGGCUGGCAGCGCUCUUGGCGGUGCUGACCCUCCAGGCAGGGAACCCGGCCGGGGUCGCGGCGCGCGGGGACACGUUCUCGGCGCUGACCAGUGUGGCGCGCGCCCUGGCGCCCGAGCGCCGGCUGCUGGGGCUGCUGCGGCGCUACCUACGCGGGGAGGAGGCGCGGCUGCGGGAUCUGACCAGAUUCUAUGACAAGGUGCUAUCUUUGCAUGAAGAUUCAGGAACCCCUGUGUCUAACCCUCUGCUUGCAUUUACUCUCAUCAAACGCCUACAGUCCGACUGGAAGAAUGUAGUACAUAGUCUGGAGGCCAGUGAGAACAUCCGAGCUCUGAAGGAUGGUUAUGAGAAGGUGGAACAGGACCUGCCAGCCUUUGAGGACCUUGAGGGAGCAGCAAGGGCCCUGAUGCGGCUGCAGGACGUGUACAUGCUCAGUGUGAAGGGACUUGCCCGAGGCGUCUUCCAGAGAGUCACCGGCUGUGCUGUCACUGACCUGUACAGUCCCAGACGGCUUUUUUCCCUCACGGGGGAUGACUGCUUCCAAGUUGGCAAGGUGGCCUAUGACAUGGGAGAUUACUACCAUGCCAUUCCAUGGCUGGAGGAGGCUGUCAGUCUCUUCCGAGGCUCUUAUGGAGAAUGGAAGACAGAGGAUGAGGCCAGUCUAGAGGAUGCCUUGGAUCACUUGGCCUUCGCCUAUUUCCAGGUGGGAAAUAUUUCCUGUGCCCUCAGCCUCUCCCGAGAGUUUCUUCUGUACAGCCCAGAUAAUAAGAGGAUGGCCAGGAAUGUCUUGAAAUACGAAAAGCUCUUGGCAGAGAGCCCCAACCAGGCCGUAGCUGAGGCUGUCAUCCAGAGGCCCAACGUACCCCACCUGCAGACCAGGGACACCUAUGAGGAGUUAUGUCAGACCCUGGGCUCCCAGCCGACUCACUACCAGAUCCCCAGGCUCUACUGCUCCUAUGAGACCAGUUCCAGCCCCUACCUGCUGCUCCAGCCUGUCCGGAAAGAGGUCAUCCACCUGGAACCCUAUGUUGUUCUCUACCAUGACUUUGUCAGUGACACUGAGGCUCAGAAAAUCAGAGGGCUUGCAGAACCAUGGCUACAGAGAUCUGUGGUGGCAUCAGGCGAAAAGCAGUUACCAGUGGAGUACCGCAUCAGCAAAAGUGCCUGGCUAAAGGACACCGUUGACCCAGUGCUGGUGACCCUGGACCAUCGCAUUGCCUCCCUUACAGGCCUUGAUGUCCAGCCUCCCUACGCAGAGUACCUCCAGGUGGUAAACUACGGAAUCGGAGGGCACUAUGAGCCUCACUUUGACCAUGCUACGUCACCAACCAGCCCACUGUACAGAAUGAACUCUGGGAACCGAGUCGCAACAUUUAUGAUCUACCUGAGCUCGGUGGAAGCUGGAGGAGCCACAGCCUUCAUCUACGGCAACUUUAGCGUGCCUGUGGUCAAGAAUGCAGCACUAUUUUGGUGGAACCUGCAUAAGAGUGGUAAAGGGGAUGGUGGCACACUUCAUGCUGGCUGUCCUGUCCUGGUAGGAGAUAAGUGGGUGGCCAACAAGUGGAUACACGAGUAUGGACAGGAAUUCCGCAGACCUUGCAGUGCGAGCCCUGAAGACUAAAAUGCUGGCAGAGAGAAGCUGGAGGAGUCCUUUGGCUUUCCAGAGAAGCCAGAAGCCAAAAGCUAUGGUAAGAGAGGAGAAAGGAGAGCAAGCUUCUGGAGGAGGGCCUUUGUCAGCAUUACCUAUUCCUUGCAAAUGGGAGACAAGGAAGUGGUCUCUAGCAGGGGACAUCUGAGAACUUACAGUUUCUCCUCGAGCCAUGAGUCACAGUAGAAUGAACAAUACAAAGGAGGGGGCAAGGAGGCUGGAGAGAGAAGUUUCUGGAGCUCAGACACACUCUGUUGGGAACAGGACAUAUCAACAGUCUCCAGGGUUUGGUCACUGGGGCUUUUGCUACUUGAGCCUUGACCACAGGGACCCAGAAGUGGCAGUGAGGACACCUGCAGGUGGUGCCUGACCCCCAUAUGCCCUUCUGCCUACUGACUUCUGCUGAAGGCUGAGCAGGGGGUGUCUCUGUAUCAGGAGUGUACCUCAUGUGAUGAUUUUUUUAAAGCAGAAAAUAACUUUUUAAAAAUAUGAUUUUUUAAUACAGCCAUUAAAAAUGUUUUAAUACAGUCAUUAAAGAUGUUUACAAACCAUUUUUCACAACUAAGAACAUUCUUACAUUGUAAUAUUGAGUGAAAAAGGCAGAGUAUAACAUUUUAUUUAUGUGUAAUCUCAUCUUGGCUCCCCUCUCACUGCAUUCCAGACACAAGACAUUCUUUCUAUUCCUCAAAACCAACAUCGGUCCCACUCUUCAGGCCUUUUGCAUCUGCUGCUCCUGCCAUGGUCUCACCAUUCCACUCUUGGCUCAGUGUCGCUUCAGAGAGGCCUUCUCUGACACCCAACCUUCCAGCCACUUUCGUUCACAUUAGCCAACUUUGUUUUCUUCCUAACAAACACUUUUCUUGAAAUUACUUUUUAUUCAUUUAAUUGUGGCCAGUGGCCUUCCCUUCAGGGUGAGUGCUUUAAGACCCCUCUAUACUUUGUAAAUGCCUCUAUUGUAGCCCCCAUCUCACUGAAUUUCACUAUUUGUUUAUUUGCCUGGCUGCCUGCACUCCUUAUACCUCUUGGUAUCCCCAAAAAAGGUCUGUUUCAAAUAAGUAGACAUUCAGCAAAUAUUUUUGGAUAAAUGAAUAAGAAGGCCUCCUUUGAGUUGUACUUUGGAGGACAGGUAGAAUUUUUUUAUAGGCAGAGUCUAAUGAGGAGAAGCAUUUCCCAGCAGAAGGACUAGCAUGAGCUAAGGCUGCAUUGAUGAGUAACUUGUGCAAAGAGAACAUUCCAGGCAACUUGGCUCAGGUUCCUCAACAGGAGCGAGGGCGUGUGCCUUGCUCACAAAGAAGCCACACAAGUAAAGGACUAGGUGCUUAGACACUGUGCUGCCUCCGCCCCCUCCCUGCACCAUGCACAUCAGGGUUUCUGCCUCCCAGAGCUCUGUGGGCCCCAAGGAAAAGGUUCUGGUGUCCUGAUAUUCAGGUUCCUGAAGAGCCUCCAUGAGCACCUGGUCACAUGCCCAGUAUUUCCGCUGAGUGCAUCAGGACUCUGGAAACCCUCUUACUAAAUUACUGUCAUGUAGGGAAGAAAAAGUACUUUCCCCCUACCCUUCUGAGUUCUUAGCUGAAACCUGUGUAAUAAAAGACAUAUUAACAAAAGGAAACCCACAAGCUUAGUGACAUGUAUAUAUCAUGUAUACAUGGGAGAUACCCAGAGGAAAAUGAAUAACUCCCCGAGGUGGCUUAGAACUUGGGAUGAAAUGCCAUCUUAAUAGGGAAAGGGGGGAUGUAGCCCUCUUAGAUUUUUAGGAAUGAUAAAUGGGCCCUUAGAGUACAGCCCAUAGGUGCGAGAUGUGAUGGUGACAGUUUAUCUAGGUGUGGUGUCCACUUGUAGUCUCUUCUCCUGUGGUAAGGGUCAGUCUUCCUUGGUUGGUGAAACUCUUGAGGAGGGGAUUUCUAACAAUUGAGUUCCUUUUGGAGCAUAUGUCUUCAGGCAGGUGAGAGCAGUUCAGGGAAAGUGGUGUGUCUGUGGGACCCCAAAAGCGCUUAGUAGGUAGCUAUUUCUAAAUAGGACUGAUGGUGGCUUGGUACAUAGCUAGUUUAUAAUUUUGUUUCUUUCUUGCAUGCUUCUUCAGCUGUUUUUCUAACAGCUUUCUCCAACCUGGGUUCCUGGUGUUGCACUCAGUAUCUCUCACAAGAUUCACUACAGGGAAAAUUCUUUAUGUUAAUGACUAUUAUCAUUGUCAUUAGUAACAUACUGACUGUUUACCACUGGCCAGGCACUGUGCUAAGAACUGAGGUGCACUUGUCUCCUUCAAUCCUCAUGAUGAAUGGGUACUAUUGUCUCCAUUUUAUAGAUGAGGGAAACUGAGGCAGAGAAUGUGUAACUUGCCUGAGG
Messenger RNA from Balaenoptera musculus (blue whale), 4040 nucleotides. RefSeq names its product prolyl 4-hydroxylase subunit alpha 3 (gene P4HA3). Gene Ontology annotation, molecular function: iron ion binding; L-ascorbic acid binding; procollagen-proline 4-dioxygenase activity. Bases 36 to 1670 code for a protein of 544 amino acids. The transcript is spliced from 13 exons. Gene Ontology annotation, biological process: peptidyl-proline hydroxylation to 4-hydroxy-L-proline. Gene Ontology annotation, cellular component: endoplasmic reticulum. NCBI's taxonomy places the organism in Eukaryota, Metazoa, Chordata, Mammalia, Artiodactyla, Balaenopteridae. The record is from RefSeq and is a predicted model, not a curated record.